Messenger RNA from Gallus gallus (chicken), 4762 nucleotides. RefSeq names its product pantetheinase-like. The transcript is spliced from 9 exons. The record is from RefSeq and is a predicted model, not a curated record. Gene Ontology annotation, molecular function: hydrolase activity, acting on carbon-nitrogen (but not peptide) bonds, in linear amides. Bases 37 to 1542 code for a protein of 501 amino acids. NCBI's taxonomy places the organism in Eukaryota, Metazoa, Chordata, Aves, Galliformes, Phasianidae.
GACUCAGAGCGUUCAAGAAACUGCAAGUCAGCAGCCAUGGUCCCUUCCCAGACCCUGGUGUGUGCUGCAGUGCUUGCCCUGGCAGUCCUGCAGGCCCUGGCCUCAGACACCUUCAUCGCAGCCGUGUACGAGCACGCCGUCAUCCUGCCACGCACCAUUCACAAGGUUUCUCCUGCUGAUGCUUUGGCCCUGAUGAACAGAAACAUGGAUGUUCUGGAAGGAGCUGUCAAGGAAGCAGCCCAGCAGGGUGCCCGCAUCAUUGUGACUCCUGAGGAUGGCAUUUAUGGCUGGGUUUUCACGAGGGAAACCAUUUACCCCUACCUGGAGGAUAUUCCUGAUCCAGAGGUGAACUGGAUUCCCUGCACCGAUCCCACAAGAUUUGGUCGAACACCAGUGCAGGAACGACUCAGCUGCAUGGCCAGGAACAACUCCAUCUAUGUAGUGGCAAAUAUCGGGGACAAGAAGCCAUGUAAUUCCAGUGACCCCAAUUGUCCCAGUGAUGGUCGCUACCAGUACAACACUGACGUUGUCUUUGACUCAGAAGGGAAACUGGUGGCUCGUUACCACAAGUACAACCUGUUUAGACAAGAAACUCAGUUUAAUUACCCAAAAGAGCCUGAGUUCAUCACCUUCGAGACUCCCUUUGGGAAGUUUGGCGUUUUCACCUGCUUUGACAUCCUUUUCCGGGAGCCUGCUGUGGUGCUGGCGAGUGAGCUACAGGUGGACACGGUGCUUUUCCCAACAGCCUGGAUGAAUGUCUUGCCCUUUCUGACUGCUGUGGAGUUUCACUCUGCAUGGGCUAUGGGCAUGGGAGUCAAUUUACUGUCAGCAAAUACUCACAACACCAUCAUGUCUAUGACAGGCAGUGGGCUGUUCACACCCCAUGGGCCGGCCUUGUACUACUACAACAGCAAGACAGAGGAGGGACGUCUCCUGGUAGCUGAGCUGAACGCACGACCCCGUCUUUCUCCUAACUACCCUGCUGCAGUCAACUGGAGCUCAUAUGCUACAAGUGUCAAAAACUAUUCAAGAGAAAACGAGACUUUUCCAGGAGCUGUCCGGAGGGAUAUAUUCACUUUCAGUGAACUCAAGCACAAAGCUGGAAAUCAUACGGUCUGUCAAAAAGACCUCUGCUGUCAUUUGGCCUACCGGAUGUCAAAUAAAAGUAAAGAUGAAGUUUACGUACUGGGCGCAUUUGAUGGGCUUCAUGGCUCUGUGAUAAAAUACCAUUGGCAGAUAUGCACACUGCUCAAGUGUAAGAGCACAGACCUGAGCACGUGUGGGCAGCCAGCAGAGACUGCAGAGACCAAGUUUGCCAUGUUCUCCCUCAGCGGCACAUUUGGGACUAACUACGUCUUUCCAGAAGUCUUGUACAGCGGUGUGCAGCUGGCCCCUGGGGAAUUUGAGGUACUGUCUGAUGGACGUCUGCAAAGUAAGAAUGGCACAUCAAAACCACUCUUAACAGUGACGCUUUUUGGAAGGUGUUAUGAAAAGGACCUGCCUCAUCCCCUGCGAAGCUUCCUCACGUAUCUACGUCUCUAGAUGAGAUUUUCCCACCAGGCUGUAAUCCAGAAGCAGACCGAAGCAGACAGCUGCCAAGCCGUGGGCUCUGCAUGGGAUGAGUCACUAUUGUGCUGUAUCUGCAGGCUGCACCAGUUUGUCAUGAGGAAGUAGCUCCUGAGCAGGUACAGUCUCUGCAUCUCACCUUCUCAUUUACAGGGAGCUGCUAAUUUGCUAGAUUAGAUUUGUUUCAAAGAUGAAUUUUCCACGGUGAGUGCUUAAGAUAGCAGUUAUCCUGUGUUCAUUCUGUAACGAACAGCAACAGCAUCAACAGCGAUCAGAUUUUGAUGGUGGCUCAGAGGAUCAUUUAAAAAGCUGUUCAUUCCCAACACCAGAACCAAUAACACAGCUAGGGGACAAAAAUCUCCUCAGGCACAGCUAUGAAUUCAGAGCAAAGCUGUGGAGCUGUUCCAAGGCCAUGAUGACAUAGAGUGAUCUAGCUGGAUCCUGUGUGCUUCCUACCUCCCUCCUCCAUUUGCCUUUGCACUGGAGGUGGUGUUUGGAGGCCACCUAAUGCCUACAAAUUGGCCAUGGUCAUGAGUUCACCGUUGUGGGACUGCUGUGUGCGCAGGGACAGCAGAGAGGCGAUUUUUGUCUUGCUGGACUCUCUUUCUCCUGUGUGCAUCUCAUAGAUUUUAUUUUCAUAGCAUAUCUCAGAGCAUUUAUUUUAUUUUGGGGGGUGAUCCUAAAAACUGCACUUUAGGAAAGUGCAUGAAUGUCAUGUUUCUCUUUAUAAACAGCUAUGGGCAAGGAAUAAUGAUGCUUUGGUUAUGCAUUGUGGGAGUAUAUCUAGAGGUUAAUCAAUUCUUCUGUUCUUCUUUAAAUUCCUCACAGCAAUAGCAUUCAGUUUAGUAGUUGGUACAUCUUUGCAUGUAAGCCAACUUGUGAAAUACUUGUUUUGAAUCAAUGACUCACUGGGAAUUUGUGCAUAUUUCAAACAUAAAAAUGGAAACUUAAGGAAAAUAAAUAUUCAUAUUUACUUCAUAAACGAUGGGUGGAGCUGAAUACUUUCAGAAGUUCUUUUCAGCCACAAGGAUAUCUCAUAGCCUCAAGCAGUUGGUUUUCCUUAGCAUGGCUAUCCUUGGAGAGAUCCAGUUUUUAAAAUGAGCCAUAUGGAAACGAGAAACUUUUUUCUGUCUGGGUAGUAAGUCAAAAACGGAAGGAGCGGAGUUGCUCAGAGCAUGGGUAGGCCUUCCAGCCUGUCUGCUCUGAUUGUGAUGGCACUGGGAUGCUGGAGGACAUAGGAGUUUGGCUGAUUAAUGCCAGGUAGCUGCUUCUGAAAUCAGAGUUGCUUUUCCAGAUCACACUGUGCUUUUUUUUUAGUUGGUGAACUCUUUCCGUAGCAAGCAAACUCUUACACUAGAACACCCCAGUCCUCAAGGAAAAUAAAGGAACUGAGUUUGCAUUUGUUUAGAUUUUUGUGGGCAUAACAUAAUGAAGCAGCUAAACAACUUCACGUAGCACAGUUGGCAAGCUGGCAUCUUAACCUAUGUUGUUGCAUAUGUCCCUGAGGCACCCAGCAUGAGUGGGCUUUAGCUAAUGCUCACCACAUUACCAGUUUUUGAUGCCCAGUAACACCCCUGUUUCAAAGGACUGUGUGGUCCUUUGUGGAGCAUGAAAUUAAUGACCCUCAUCAGUGACUCCAGUGCAAUCAAUAAUAGGUGUUUACUUUAGACACCUUUUUACUAGCUAUAUUUUGCAAAUAGCUGCUAAAUGAUUAGGCUGUUAGAUUAAAACUGUUUGCUCAGUAGUGUAGGCAGAACUAGGCUGACAAAUGCACGUCAUGGCAAUCUGUGUGCAGUAUACCUUCUCAGUGUAAAAUUACAUGCUGCUUUAAAACACCUGUAUAUAUUUGCCAUAUAUUUUUAGGAACUUACAGAAGGGAGAUUAGACGGUGAUUUUUGUUUGCCUCCUGGUUAAUCUUGAGCUGCUCACAAAAUGAUCACAGUGCUUAAUUAAGCAAGUAAACAUAUUCCAGUUGAAUUCAAUGUAUCUAUAAAUAAGGCCCAGUAAACAAAGAUGAGUAGAUUACAAAAUAAAUAGUUAGAGCUUCUGUUCACACUGAAACAGGGGGCCAAGAGCUCCAUUCAUUGCACGCAAUGUUAUCAAGUAAUAUGCUGGGGACUCUGGGGGCUGCUCUGGAUUGAGUGCCAGUCCUCUUGAAUUCAUGCUAUCCAGAGUAGUUAUUAUGACAAAGAGGCUCAGCUGGCUUUUGAGAUCAUCUUUAAAAGGAGUGGGUGCCACUGACUGAGCAGAGAACAAACAAGCAUCAGGAGCAGACUUCUACUCAGUGUCAGGAGAUAAAGGUAGGAGGGCAGGUUUUUAAAAGUAUGCUUCUUCAUAUUUUCAUUUUAUUGAAUUUUAAACUAAUAUUUGUAAUUAAGGACAGCGUUCUAAUUUCUUGUUGAAAACAUCUUCAAUAUUCAGCUCAAUUGGACAGUUUGUCAUAGGAGUUUUGAUUUAUUUUGUUUUUCUUUCCAUGCAAAGCCACACAUUCGAUCUCAGUUUGCCCUUUUAUUUAUUUUUUUGGUUGGAAUUUAUUCUUUCUGCUCAACAGCAACAGAAAAAUUCCCUGAAAAUAAGUUUUUUAUUAAAGAUAAAUGGUUUCAAGGGGAGGUCAUAUUCCUUUAUGUAUAUAGUAUGUAUAUACUAUAUAGUAGCAUUGUCAGAGAACAUAUACAUAUACAAAUAGUAGCAUUGUCAAACAACAGAAAUAAAACUAUUCAUCUUUUAAACAGAAAAGAAAACAAGAGAUAACACCUUAAUUCUUUCUGAUUGGCCUUAUAUUCGCUUUUAUUUUACUUAAUUUCCUUACCCAUACAACAAAUGAAGGUCAAAAUGUAUGUUUAUCCAAAAUAAACACAGGCAGCAAAGCCCCAGAGCAAAUGAGUUAUAUUAGUGGUGUCUGAAUUGCUGUACUUUUCGGAUUUAAAAGAUUAUGUUACGUUAUAAUGGUAAUGCUACAGAACAGAAUAUGGUAAUGUUCUUUAGUGUUCUUCUUUUUUCAUGAUAAUACUAUUUUUCUCUUAAUUAAAGGAAAACCACAAUGAACAUUGCUUGUGAAGUGUUAGAAUGCUUUCAUAAAAUGCUUUUGCAAAAGAAUAGCCUUGCAAAACAGAUGAGUUAUUGCACACACAAGAGGACAGUAAUAUUUGCACCCUAAAGAUGCUAAUAAAGAAGUAGAUAAAUGUUCAGGAAACAA